UCACGUGGGUCUCAUAAAGGAAAACACACGGAAGUCUGACGAACUCCAGCAUCUCAGACAAACAUGUGGAUUUUGUCAAACAUUAUUCCCGUUCUAAAGCUUUAUUUUGUCGGCCUGAAGGUUUUGCUUUACCAGCUCUUCCACAAAGGGUUUACGUUACCAGUUUUGCCCAAACAGAAUGGCAAGGUUGCUAUAGUGACGGGCGGCGCCAGAGGACUGGGCUAUGAGACGGUCAGACAGCUGACGGAUUUGGGAGUUCAUGUCAUAAUAGCCUCACGUAAUGAAACGGAGGGUCUGGCUGCUGUGAAGAAGAUUUGUGAGAAGAACAGUGAAGCUCAGGUGGAUUUCGAGUUUCUGGACGUGGCGUCUUUGAGGUCGGUGCGAUGCUUCGUCCGGAGGUUUAAGGAGCGACGGCUUCCGCUGCAUGUGCUCAUCAACAGUGGUGCGUCCCGUCAUCUGUCUGCUGUUAUGCUGGUUCCUGAAGGCCGAACCGAAGACGAAUUUGAGACACAUUUCGCCACCAACUAUCUAGGACACUUUCUGCUGACCCGCCUUCUGCUAGACAGUCUGGUGCAUUCUGGGAAGGAUGGCUCAUGCUCGAGGGUCGUCAGCAUCUCGUCCUCCGCACACUACGCCGCUGACGCCCGUCUGCAGGAUCUCCUCAGCAUGCGGUGUUCCAGCGCUCACGCGGCGUACGCCCGCAGCAAACUGGCCCAAGUUCUGUUCACGUAUCGUCUGCAUCACGUGCUGCGGUGCGGCGGCUCGCCGGUGACGGCCACCGCGCUCGACCCGGGUCUGGUGGACACAGGACUGUACGAACGGCUCUGCCGCCCCGCCAGACUCGCUCAGAGAGCCGUCGCUCGCCUCUGCUUCAAGACUCCAGCUGAAGGUGCGGCUGCUGUCGUCUUCGCUGCCGUUUCUCCGGAUCUUGAAGGAGUUGGUGGAUGUUACUUGUAUGAAGGUCAGCGCAUCCGCUCCUCAGCAGCGUCUUACGAUGAAGAUCUGCAGGCUGGACUCUGGAGAAACACCUGUGAUCUUCUGGACCUCCAGGACUCACUGUUUGAUUAACGGAGUAACUGGACAAACAUCAGAGGAGCUGACGGAGGACGUGGAUCAGCUGCAUCACAAAUGAACGACUGACAAUCUCACACCGGAGAACUGUGACUGAUGGAGGAAUCUCUGAAGAGUCGUGCGGUCUGGUUGUUGUUCUGAAGGGCUCGGCGCUGUUGAAGGAUCACUGUGAACGUCCAUGUCGCUUGAGCUUCCAGAUGGUAAAAAAAAAAAAAAGCUCCUUUCCACCGAAAACUCCUGCAAAUCUGCUCAGUUCUGAUCUGUAAGUGCUGCUGUACUUCAUUCUCUUCACACAAAACUCUGCUGCGUUUGUUUGACACCCAAUUCACCAAUAACAAUGAUUCAUCAGUGCACGUUAUUUUGAGUAAAUAAUGUUUGUCUUUGUAAUUGUUAAAAUAUAGGAACUCACAUCUCCAGCUAACAGGAAACGUUCUAUUAAUGUUUUUAUAGGUUGUGUAAAUGUAAGGACAAAUGUGCUUAAAAUAAUGUUUGUGGAACAUUUUAAUAAUGUUAUUAAUAUACAUUCUCAUAAUGUUAAAAGGAAAUGUCCUUAGAACGAUGUUCUCUGAAUCUCCUUAUGACGUUAUUUGUUUGUUCUCAGAACUUCAUGUUCAAUAACAUUCAUCAGUAUUAACUAGGGAUGCAUGAUAUUAUCAAACCGAUAUCAGAAUCAGCUGAUAAUGGCUUGAAGUGUAAAUGAAAUAAUUGUGUAUAUAUACUGAUUUAUUCAUUAAUGUGUAAUAUGUUACAUUUUUUAAACAAAUUAUGAGCUUUAAAAAAAAUUCUGAUCUUUUUCUUUAGACCAUCUACAAAUGUUAAAUCUCAAUUUUUUUUUUUUUUUUUUUUUUUUUUUUUGCAAAGUGCAAAUAAAAUGCAGUGCAACAUGCAAAAAACUAACCAAAAUUAAAAAUUAUUUACUUAGAAUUUCCACACAGGAGAGACUAGGUGUUGUUUCCAAACAAAAGGAAAUAUAUCGGUAUCGGCUAUCAAAAAAAAUCAGUAAAAAAAAAAAAAUCAGUAUAUUGGAUAUUGGCAAAAA
Messenger RNA from Labeo rohita (rohu), 2110 nucleotides. Its product is annotated as dehydrogenase/reductase SDR family member on chromosome X-like. The record is from RefSeq and is a predicted model, not a curated record. The transcript has 7 exons. NCBI's taxonomy places the organism in Eukaryota, Metazoa, Chordata, Actinopteri, Cypriniformes, Cyprinidae. Bases 64 to 1068 code for a protein of 334 amino acids.